Molecule: messenger RNA, 4384 nt
Organism: Octopus bimaculoides (California two-spot octopus)
Lineage: Eukaryota; Metazoa; Mollusca; Cephalopoda; Octopoda; Octopodidae
Source: RefSeq, a predicted model, not a curated record
CUGAGUCCACAAUGGACAAGAAAGAGAAAAAGAGAAACAGACAGACAGAGAAAGAGGGAGAGACAGAGAGAAAGAGAGAGAGAGAGAGAGAGAGAGAGAGAGGGAGUGAGUGCAUUAACGUCUGUUAGAGGCAAACAAGCUGUUCAACCCCUUUUUCUAUGAAAGUGGACUCUUCCAACCGAAGAAGCGGUAUUCUCUUAUUUCGGCGUUAAGGCGGGGAAAUUUCUCAUGUUGUGAGCAAACAUCACUAUAUACAUACAUACACAUAACAUACACUUACUACAAGAUAUUUAUAUACAAACAGACACACACAUAGAUAUACAUACACACGCACGCAUCCCGAGCAGUUCAGCUAUAGAGUGCAUAAAUAGAUAUAUAUAUAAUAUACAUACAUAGCUAACUAGAGGCGCACGUGUUCUUUGUGAAGGAGCUAUUACCGUAUCGCGUGCACAAAUUAUAUUUUAUAUAUGUGUAUAUAAUAUAUAUAAUAUUCUAUCAACACAUAUAUAUUGUAUAUGUAUGUGUAAGUCUUACCGGCUGGGAUAUUUACGCACAGACACACACGCAGCUACAUAAAGUGUACACACAUACAUUUAUAUACACUUACAUACAGUGAAAUCACUGUAGCUCCUUGUUAACCAUCUUUAAGGAUAUCGAAAAGGUUUAAUUGAAAACUGGUGAAUUGUUUAAGAUUAUUGUAUCAGACCCGUCUACAGUUAUGGCUGGAGCUAUAUGGAGAUAUUUCCUGGAGUUAGUGAGGAUGGGAGGAAAAACUAGCAAAGCAAAGCGGAAAGACAGCGCCAAGGAAAAUGAAGGAGUCGCAGAAACAGUAGAGGACAAGGAAACUCCGCAAAAUGCCACAGAGAAAACUGUCGAAGAUGUCACAACAAACGAAGUGGCAGAAGAAGCCAAAGAAAGUACCAAACCUACAGAAGAUUCCCAGAAAGCACAAGAAUCAGCUGUUUCUGAGUCACAAGCAUCGGAAAAUGGUAGCGCCGAACCAUCUUCUUUUACAGAAACAAUUAUGAAUGAAGUGGAUGCUGUGGCAGCACAGGUUAAGGAAUCGGUCAAGUGUGAAACUGAGAGUAAAGAGGUGGAGAAAGCAUCUGAAAAGAUAGACGAGGUCGUUGCUGCUGUAGAAACUGUGACAGAAUCGACACCAGCAGCAGCAGCAGCAGCAGUGUCUGAAGUGGUUGUAGAAUCUGUACCAGAGAUAGUUCCAGAACCUGUCCCAGAACCAGUGCAAGAAUUAGUUCCAGAACCAACUCCAGCUCCAGCACAGGAAUCUAUCCCGAAACCAGAAUCUGUUCCUGAAACAGAAUCUGUCCCAGAGCCAGCAUCACUCCCAGAACCCAUCCCUGAACCAGAAUCACUCCCAGAGCCAGAAUCACUCCCAGAGCCAGAAUCACUUCCGGAACCAGAAUCACUCCCAGAGCCAGAAUCACUUCCGGAACCAGAAUCACUCCCAGACCCAAUCCCAGAACAAGAUUCAUUUCCAGAACCACCUCUGGAAAAACUCCCAGAACCUGUGACAGCUACUCUCAUAGAAACAGUUCCAGAAUCAGCUCCCAUUCCUGUUUCGGAGCCAGAACCAGAGCUUGAGCCGAGCAAUGCUACAGAUUCAGAAGUGACUGGCGAAUCAGAAUGCCACGAAGAAGGAGGAAUAGUUGGAGGCGAUGAAAGUAAGGUUAAUGAAGAACUAGACACAGUGGAAGCAGUUACUAAGACAACUGAAGAGGAAAAGGUAGCAGAAGUGCCUGAAACUGAAGAACCAUCAACUGAGGUCAGUGGCGAGAAGUGUUCUGUUGAGAUACGCUGGGAUGAAGAAGCAGAAAAUGUCUUGUUGGCUGGAUCUUUCAACAAUUUUGAAGAACAUUUAACUUUAAAUAAGAUUGAAGAGGCUUUCAUGCUGAACCUUGACCUUGAUGUUGGUGAAUAUUUAUAUCGCUUCCUUGUUGAUGAUGAAUGGAAGAUCAACGCGAACCAGCCAAUAAAGUCCAACUCUGAAGGAACCGAGUUUAAUGUGUUGACUGUCCAGAAAUCUUGAGACCUGACUGACAAAAAGGUCACACUGAGGUCAUCUUUAAUACCUUCCUUACAGCCACUCUAUGCAGAAUCAUUUGACCGAUAAUGAUGGCCACAACAUCACGAUGGAAUUACUAAAAAUGGCCAAAAUCUUGAAGUGUGGUCAAGAACAAGAAUAAGAACAACAGCUAUAUCAUCAACAUUAUGGAAUGGAAAAUAUUGAUUUGUAAACAGUGUGUGUGUGUGUGUGUGUGUUAUAGACAUGGAUGUUGUGAGAUUAAGCAAAUAUAUGUGUACUUGCAUGUGUGCAUAUGCAGGUGUAUAUGUAAUAUGUAGGCAUGCAUAUGUGUGUGUGUGUAUAUAUAUGUAUGUAUGCAUUAUGUAUGUAUGUAUGUAUGCAUGUAUAUAUAUGUAUGUAUGCAUGUAUAUAUAUAUAUGUGUGUAUGUAUGCAUUUAUAUAUAUAUGUAUGCAUGUAUAUAUAUAUAUAUAUAUAUGUAUGCAUAUGUAUGUAUGUAUGCAUGUAUAUAUAUGUAUGUAUCUACAUAUGCAUGUAUAUAUAUAUGUAUAUAUACACAUGUAUAAAUAUAUACAUAUAUAUAUGCGCGUACAUAUGUAAAUCUAUCUAUAUAUAUCUAAAAACAUACAUAUAAAUAUACGUACAUAUGCAUUCAUAUAUAUACAUAUGCAUAUAAUAUAUACAUACAUAUAUACACAUACAUACAUAUAUACACAUACAUACAUAUAUACAUACUUACAUACACACACACACACACACACACACACAGAUGAUUUGAUGAACACAGGAUUUAUACUUGAGCUACUUCAAGUUUCAUUCUUUGAUAAUGCACUAAAAAGACAAACCUUAUAUACUGUUCCAUGCAUGACUGACCUGGCAACCAUUUGGGCUCAGGUGACCUACUUACUCCAUGAGGAAAUGCAAGAAGAAACAAGAAAAGUAUCACAAGAAAACCAUUUCUUUUACUCAUUUUUCUUUUUUUCAUGGAGUGCCCAUGUCAUUUGAGUCUGAUCAAUUGCUGGGUCAUGCAUGGCACACUCUAUACACCUGUCUUAUUGCUACGUCAUUCAAGCAUGAAACUUGAAGUAGUUCAUGUAUAAAUUCUGUAUUCAUUAAAUGAUAUCUAGUUCUUGCCAUACUGAGUACUUUUUGGUUCACCCUACUAACAAGCGAACAAUACACAAUACACAUACAUACAUACAUACAUAUAUAUAAACAUAUAUGUGUGUGUAUAUAUAUAAGUAUAUAUAUGUGUAUACAUAUAUGUAUGUAUAUAUACGUACAUAUAUUUAUAUAUAUAUAUAUACAUAUAUGUAUUUUUAUAUAUAUAUAUAUAUAUAUAUAUAUAUAUGUGGAUACAUACAUGUAUGCAAAUAUACAUAUAUAUAUAUAUGCACCCACAUGCACACACACACAGUCACUCCCAGCUGAUGCUUCUCAAUGCUUCUUCUCUAAGUUUCUCACUUACCAUUUUCCCUUCAAACAACAAAAACUGACAUCAAAGUCAAUUCAUUCAGAAACUGAGAGAAACAAGGGAUACAUCAGCAAAGGAUGGGUGAACGGAUAAGGUCUUAUUGCAUGGAAUCCGUACUCUGUGUGUUGUGUGUGUGUGUGGGUGUGUGUGUGCACUCGUACAUAUUUAUACACAUGUAUGUAUUUAUGUAUAUGUAUAUAUACAAGUAUGUUUAUAUAUAUAUAUAUGUCUAAAGCACAUACAUAUAUGUGUGUGCGUCUGUGUGUUUUUAUAUAUAUAUAUAUAUAUAUAUAAAUAAAUGUACAUGGAAUGAUGCACAUGAAUAUAUUUAUACAUGUGUGUGUGCUUAAAUCUAUGCAUGUAGACAUGCACAUGAGUGUGUGUGUGUGUGUGUGUGUGAAAACAAUGUUUAUAUAUAUAUAUACACAUGUAAUAGUUUUUUUUAAUCUUUACAGUUUUAAAUAUAUUCUCUGCUUUAUAUUUUGGAAUAUUAUUCUUAAUUCUUAAUUCUUUUGUCUUAUGUUGGACUGGAAAGUUGGUUUUGUUCGUUCCUUUUGGUUGUAUAAAAUGUUUGAAUUUUUUUUUUUUUUCCUUUUUUCAAAUAAAUACAAAAAAAGGAGACAGUGAACAUUUCAAAAUUAACUUUGGAACAAAAAAAAAAAUUAUCUAAACGAUUUUUAUAAGGUUUUAUCUAAUAGAACCUAUUGAUCAGUUGAGACACACUAUAAUUUGUAAUAUCUGGAAUUGUCGGAGUCAAUGAAAGAAAGAAAUGAGUUCAAAGAUGCUGAUUAAAGAUGCUGAAGGAGAAUUAAUAAUAAUAAUAAUAAUAAUUCGGAUAAUUUGAAUAAAUCAAAUAAAAUACCAAUAA